This is a messenger RNA of Hipposideros armiger (great roundleaf bat), 1983 nucleotides long. It is a transcript of the gene ADAD1, whose product is annotated as adenosine deaminase domain containing 1. Gene Ontology annotation, cellular component: cytoplasm; nucleolus. Gene Ontology annotation, biological process: RNA processing; adenosine to inosine editing. The record is from RefSeq and is a predicted model, not a curated record. The coding region runs from base 84 to 1931 and encodes 615 amino acids. Lineage: Eukaryota; Metazoa; Chordata; Mammalia; Chiroptera; Hipposideridae. The transcript is spliced from 12 exons. Gene Ontology annotation, molecular function: double-stranded RNA binding; double-stranded RNA adenosine deaminase activity; tRNA-specific adenosine deaminase activity.
UGCCUUGGGAAGCUGAGGUGUCUGCCGCGCGGCCGCCGCGCGAGGCGGCCCGGAGUGGGAGGUUGGGGCUGGGGGAGGAAGCGAUGGCGUCUUCCGGCGAGCACCGUGGUCCGAGGCCGGGCCUCCGACCAAGCCUGAGCUUCCCGUCUGCGGGGCCCGGCAUGCAGGGCCGGAAGGACGACUUCGGUGAGAAAUCGCCCGCCAACAAUGCCUGGCUUCAGAGCUCCCGGGUCCCCAGCUUUGCUCAGAUGUUGAAGAGGAACUUGCCGGUUCCGCCGUCAGCCCAGAUGGUGACUACACCCGCUGCCCAUUCCUCGGAAAGUUGCACCCUGUCGAAUAUGGCAUCCAAGGUUACACAGGUGACAGGUAAUUUUCCAGAACCAUUGCUUUCCAAAGGCCUUUCAUCUAUUUCGAAUCCUGUCCUUCCUCCGAAAAAAAUACCUAAGGAAUUUAUAAUGAAAUACAGACGUGGAGAGAUAAACCCUGUGUCAGCCUUGCACCAGUUUGCACAAAUGCAGCGAGUUCAGCUUGACCUGAAGGAAACAGUAACAACAGGUAACGUUAUGGGACCGUAUUUUGCAUUUUGUGCUGUGGUGGAUGGUAUUCAGUAUAAGACGGGACUGGGACAAAAUAAAAAGGAGUCUAGAUCCAAUGCAGCAAAAUUAGCUCUUGAUGAGCUCCUACAAUUGGAUGAACCUGAACCAAGACAUUUAGAAACAUCAGGUCCUCCUCCUAUCCCUGCAGAGCCUGUUGCUUCAUCUGAACCAGCAUAUGUUUCCAAAGUACAUUAUGAAGGGGGGAGACACAUGCAGUAUACAAAGAUUUCGCAGAUUGUUAAAGAAACAUUUAAUCAACUAAUUUGUAGUCAUUCAGAAUAUCUGAAAUGUAGCAAUUCACUGGCUGCUUUCAUAAUCGAAAGAGCUGGACGGCACGAGGUUGUAGCCAUCGGCACAGGGGAGUACAAUUACAGCCAGGGCAUUAAGCCGGAUGGAAGGGUGCUGCAUGACACACAUGCAGUGGUCACAGCGAGAAGAUCUCUCCUUCGGUACUUUUAUAGACAACUUCUACUCUUCUACAGCAAAAAUCCUGCUAUGAUGGACAAAUCAAUAUUUUGCACAGAGCCAGCCUCUAGUUUACUCACUCUCAAACAGAAUGUCCACAUUUACCUCUAUAUGAACCAGUUGCCUAAAGGAUCAGCCCAGAUUAAGUCACAGUUGCGUCUUAAUCCACGUUCCAUAUCUGCGUUUGAAGCCAAUGAAGAGCUGAGUCUCCAUGUGGCUGUUGAAGGCAAAAUUUAUCUAACAGUCUACUGUCCUGAAGAUCUUGUAAAUAGAGUAAACAGCAUGUCCUCAAGUGACAAAUUGACAAAAUGGGAAGUGCUUGGUAUACAGGGAGCAUUGCUGAGUCACUUUAUACAGCCAGUUUAUAUCAGCAGCAUACUUGUUGGUGAUGGGAACUGCAGUGAUACUAGAGGCUUAGAAAUUGCUAUCAAACAACGUGUUGAUGAUUCACUCACUUCAAAACUUCCGAUGUUUUACUUGGUCAACCGACCUCAGAUUAUUUUAGUACCUUGUGCAUAUCUACUUCAAACCAAUGUGGAAUAUAGAUCCUUGAGUCUGAACUGGGCACAAGGGGACAAUUCUUUGGAGAUUGUGGAUGGCCUAAGUGGGAAGAUCACUGAAAGUUCCCCAUUUAAAAGUGGUACGUCGAUGGCAAGUCGGCUUUGUAAGGCUGCAAUGUUAAGUCGGUUUAACUUGCUUGCCAGUGAAGUUAAGAAAGAUGACGUACUUGAAGCUAGUACAUACCAUGCAGCUAAGUGUUUGUCUGGAUCGUAUCAAGAAGCUAAAACUUUGUUGAAAUCCUACUUAAAGCAACAUGGCUAUGGCUCCUGGAUUGUGAAAUCUCCCUGUAUAGAGCAAUUUAGUAUGUGAAUUAGGCAAUCCAUUGUCACAUUAAAAGUCUUUUAUUUUUUGGUGUGUUUUG